UCUGCCUCCGUAAACCCGCCGAGAGACGAGCACUGACGGGGGAGGAAACUGUGAGCACGCUGAGAAAUCUGCUGCAUUCGGGAUUAUCUGGACGCUUUCUGCUGGUUUGGAGUUUUCUGCGGAUUCCCGGUUUUUGUGCGUGCUGCAGAGCGGACCGCGCGGCGCAACUCCAGGCGGCUCUGAAGGAAACCAUAUCUGGUCAAAGUAUUCGUUGCUGUCACCCAGCGGGACUGUCCGGCUAUAAAUAGCGCUGGAGGAGGUCCCUCUCAGGAGCGUGACAGGCACUUGGCUGCCUUUGCUGUUAUUUUACCCCUGAGCCAGGGGUCAUUGAGAUUAUUUUUCUCAAAGUGUACGGUCUUGCAGGCUCCUGAUCUCCUACAUUUGGCCUUUUCCUGUUUGGAGGGGUGAUUGAGGUGUCCAUCAUGUCGGUUAUGAAGAAGGAGAUGGAUAAGUACAGGGACAUAGACGAGGACGAGCUGCUGAAGAAACUGUCAGAGGAAGAGCUGCAGCGAUUAGAGGAUGAAUUAGAGGAGCUGGAUCCUGAUAAUGCGUUGUUGCCUGCUGGGAUGCGGCAAAAGGACCAGACCAAAAAAAAUCCGACUGGGACAUUUCAGAGAGAUAACCUGCUGGCCCAUCUGGAGAAACAGGCCAUAGAGCAUCCUGAGCAAGAAGACCUGGUGCCUUUCACAGGGGAGAAGAGAGGGAAAGCCUUUGUGCCGAAGAAGAUGGUGGACCCCAUCAUGGAGAAUGUGACUCUGGAGCCGGAGCUGGAAGAAGCCCUGGCGAGUGCUUCUGAUGCAGAACUCUGUGAUAUCGCAGCCAUCCUGGGUAUGCACACCCUGAUGAGUAACCAGCAGUACUAUGAAGCCCUGGCCAGCAGCAACAUAGUCAACAAGCAAGGCCUCAACAGUGUGAUCCAGUGCGCCCAGUAUAAAGCAGUCCCAGAUGAAGAGCCCAACUCCACUGACGUAGAAGAGACCCUGUUGAGGAUGAAGAGGAACGACCCCGGCCUGGUGGAGGUGAACCUCAACAACAUCAAGAAUAUCCCCAUCAAGACUCUGAAGGCGUACGCUGAUGCUCUGAUAGAGAACUCUGUGGUGGAGAGGUUUAGUAUUGUGGGAACCAGGAGCAACGACCCUGUAGCAUUUGCCCUGGCAGAGAUGUUGAAGGUGAACACGACGCUGAAGAGCCUGAAUGUGGAGUCUAACUUCAUCACAGGGACCGGCAUAGUGUCCCUCAUAGAAUCACUGCAGAACAACACCACACUACAGGAGCUCAAGAUAGACAACCAGAGCCAGCCGCUAGGCAACAAGGUGGAGAUGGAGAUAGCCCGCAUGCUGGAGAAAAACACCACGCUGUUGAAGUUUGGAUAUCAUUUCACCCAGCAGGGUCCGCGCCUCCGAGGCUCCAACGCCAUGAUGAACAACAACGACCUGGCUCGGGUUGUCAGGUCGGAGGCUGACGGCUCCUUCACCCUCACCUUGUCCGUCCCUGAGCUGGAGAUGGCCUUCGGGAAAAAGUUCAAGUCCAAGACUAAUAAGAAAGAGAAGGAUUGAGGGAGGUCCCAUUUUCCCCAAGUGUCGGACAAAUGUGUAGAAACCAGGGCGCCCAUCAACCCUCCGUUCCCCUUCGACCCGGACCAUCCUCUAAACACCUUCCUGUAACCCUCUCCGGCCUGACACCCUCCGGUGGCAGAAAACAACAACCAUCACGUCACCAUGUUGUCUCUGAACUCUUUUUUCCAGAAAUGUUUUGGUAGAUAUUAAAGGAUAUUAUGGGAUUAAUCAGCAGUGUCACUCAAAGCUUUCAGGGCAUGCAAAAGGUGAAAUUCUGUGCCUAUUUUUGCACUCUGAUGUUUGAUUUUUACUCGUGUUACAGGCGUGGACAUUUGCUGUAGCUGUUUGGAUAAACUCAUGAAUCCUUUAAUAUCUCUUUAAGUGUCUAGAUCCUUAAAAAAGGGGGCUGGAGGCCUGGUUUUGAACAGGGGCACAUUGAAAUUGGACAGGAGACUUUUUUUGAAAUCGCUGUUACCAUUGAUGAGUUGAAUUAAUUUUAAUGAUUAUGCUGUAAAUUAGUUGUGCUGCCAUUACUGUUGUUUCCUAAAGUGUCUGAUGUUGUUUCGAGAUCGACAUACAAGAUAUUUUCUACCAAGUAUUCACAAAAGCCAAUGUCCCAUUUGAAUUUGAUAGACCUUAACAUUGUCUUGGUGACUCAGUGCUCAGAGGCUAUACAGAUCCUUCAGUAAUGGACAGUAGAUUUAUAAAUGGUUACUGUGAGAUUUGUCGCUAUAUAGAGAAUAUAUUUAUUUGUGACGGACCUGGGAAAGAGUCAGAAGCCAUUCAAAUACUUUUUGCUGGAUAGUGUAACGUCUUGUCUAAAAAGGUUUCUGUAAAUGAAACUCUAAUGACACUUUACAUUGUUAAAUUAUCCAGCAAUAUACAAGCAAUAUCUGCAGAGCAUUCCUGCCAGCUGGGAUUAGAAACUGAGUUAUUUACUGACAAUAGAUAUUCUAUGAACCCACUGUAAAAAAACAACAACCUACGAACACUGUGUUGUUUUUAUUGAAUUUACUGUCUACUGUUAAUUAUAUACGAUAGUCUAUAAGAACCCAAACUGAGUAUUUGAUUGGACUUCUGUUACACUUUCUACCAAGUCUGGUUUGUUGAUUGUUUGUGUUUUUAUUUGUAUUUACUGGAGCUAAAUCAUGUGGUUUAUUACAAAAUGGUUGGUAAUGUUGACUUACUGUUGAUUAAAGGUUUCAUAUUAAAGCCUCAAUCCAGGUUUCAAUAACAGACAGUAGACGCCGAUUUAAAAACACAGAAAACCUCUAAUGUCAUCACAGCUGUCAGAUUACCUAAAUCCAUCAAAGUUAUUCAAAACAAAAUACUUUUAGCUGUUUCAAAAUGCUUGUUAUCUUUGUGAUGAGUUAACAACCUAACGUCUGAAAUAUGGUAUAACACUUUGAUACUGGAUGGAUCCUUUAAUGGUUCACAAUGAUGAUUUACGGUUCCAACUCCGACUACACAUCCACAUGCUGGUAAUGAUGAACUCUGCUGUGUAUUUUGCAACACUUUAAACAUAAUGAGAAAAAGGAGGUGUUAGCUGCUAUGUAACCAGGAAUUUGAGCUAAUAUGUUGCUGUCUGAAAAUAAAUUUGCUCCAGUAAAAAUCCUUGGAAAACUGUCUGUUACGUUGUAAUGUCUCAAGGUGAAACAGGUCUGUAUUUUUUGGCUUAAAGAAAAUGGGUCCCCUAUUAUACUAUUUUUCAACAAUAUAAUAUAGGUCUCAGAUAUAUACAAAACAUGUCUGAAGUGUUUGGCUCGAAAUGCCAAACAGAUAAUGCAUUGUAGCAUCCCAUAAUCCCCUCUGUUUCAGCCCUGUUUCAAAAGUGCUGAUUCUGUGUCUGUAGCUUUAAAUGCUAAUGAGCUGCUGCUGGCCACGCCCCUCUGCUAGAUUAUUGGUUCAAAAACACAAUGGAGAUUCAAGUGAUAAGGUGGGCGGGUUUUACCUUGGUUUGUUAGUGGCUAAUGGUUGCACAACCCAACAAAACAUUGUGACAUCACAAAGUGGCCUAAAUCUGAUCAGCUCAUUUGUAGACAGGUUUUUAUAUAAAUUGAUCAGGACAAAAAGUGAGCUAAUCUUUUUUCCUGAAACUUUCAGAAUCUCUUCACACAGAGGGGACACAUGUUUACGUAUAAAAGACACGACAAAGGGGAUUUUGCAUAAUAGGUGACCUUUAAUGUUGCAGAAUCAAGGAAAAGUCUUAGCUGACCGUACCAUCCUUGUUUCCUUGAUGUCAACAACUGUACCUGAUAUUGACAGCCUUUUGAGGGUCAGAUAACCCUUUUAAUGUUAUUUAAUGUCACCGCUUUGUUACUCUUGUCAGUGCUGUGGGUGAUGUUCAACAAAUGGAAGUUAUGGAUGUAAACAUUUGUCAAACAGGUACAACUGAAUGCUAAAGGCAAAAGAGGACGUGGACUUGUGCUACUCUUCAAAAGUCUUUGUGUGUCCAGUUUCUGUCCAGUGUUUUCUGAUAUUUUAGUGCUUGACUCUGUGUUACAUUAGAUAGUUCAUAUUUUUUGGUUGAAUGUUGUUUAAUAAAUAAAUAAAGCUUGAAAAUGUUUCGUUUUCUUGAACUGCCAAAGCAUUUGUGUGGACAUGUGCAGUGCUGUGUUAUUGACAACAGUGAUACUCUGUGGAUAAAUGGAAUAAAUACACCAGGUCAGUUCAGUUGGGCUGCCGUCUCUCCCUAUGCUGCCCUCUUCAGACAAAAAUUAGUGUUACACUUCUGUUAACUGCACAAAGGCAGUGGUCAAAUAUUCUGAAUGUUGAUCCAUUGACAAUAAGUUGUAUCAACAUACACCAAGUUGUUGCUUGGCAGCCAAAAUAAAACUGAAAGAUCUUGUGACUAUUUCAUUGAUAUACUGAAAAAAGAUUUCAUGGUAUUUGUGAUAUUGGGCUAUAUAAAUAAAAUGUGAUUGCUUGAUUGAAUU
Messenger RNA from Trematomus bernacchii (emerald rockcod), 4492 nucleotides. RefSeq names its product tropomodulin 1 (gene tmod1). The transcript has 13 exons. The coding region runs from base 423 to 1556 and encodes 377 amino acids. Gene Ontology annotation, biological process: muscle contraction; pointed-end actin filament capping; myofibril assembly. Gene Ontology annotation, cellular component: striated muscle thin filament; myofibril. Lineage: Eukaryota; Metazoa; Chordata; Actinopteri; Perciformes; Nototheniidae. Gene Ontology annotation, molecular function: tropomyosin binding. The record is from RefSeq and is a predicted model, not a curated record.